AUGUACGUCACAAUGAUGAUGACAGACCAGCUGGACUUGGCUCCGCCCCCUCUCCUGAACCCGGAGGUCCCACUGAUUCCUCACAUGGUUAACGGAGACGCAGCGCAGCAGGUGAUUCUGGUGCAAGUGAAUCCUGGGGAGACAUUCACUAUCCGGGCAGAAGACGGCUCGCUGCAAUGCAUUCAAGGUCCUGCAGAGGUUCCCAUGAUGUCUCCAAACGGCUCAAUCCCCCCCAUCCACGUCCCGCCAGGAUACAUCUCACAGGUUUUGGAAGACACCACAGGGGUCCGGCGGGUGGUGGUGACCCCACAGAGUCCCGAGUGCUACACUCCCUCUUACUCUCCGGCCCUGUCCCCCACGCACCACCUGCCACCCUACCUCACCCACCCACACUUCAUCCCCAACUCUCACUCAUUCUACCCCCCAGUGAGCCCCGGAGACAUCCCCCCACAGUACUACCAGCACCACCUGCCCCCAAUGUAUGACCAAGAAAUCAUCCCUGUUUAUGGGAUGUCCAAUUACACCAGAGAGGACACUUACACUAAACCACAGCCCAAAAAGAUCAAUGAAAAGAGACUAGAGCGACAGAACCGACUCAACUCUCCUCCCUCCAAUCACUACAAGAACAGUUUGGCCCCACAGCACAAUGGAUACAGCAGCAAGUCCCACGCUCCGAUGGUGGGGACUUUGAGCGGGGUCAUUCCUGGAGGAAAAAAGCCUGAGCGCAGACUCCGGAGCAGCCCUCGAAACGGUGAACCCGAGACGCACACACCAGAAAAUGACCUGGAUGGGAAACGAGUUCAAGACAUGCUCUCCACAAUCGAUAAACCACAGGUGUCAAAUGUCCAGGCGCGGGCCGCUCGGUUGUCUUGGGCGCCACCUGCAGGCUUGCUGAACAGGCUCAGUAAUGGCGCCCUGGUGUCCUGCUCCUACGAAGUGUCUCUGUCGGAUAAAGGACGAGACGGGAAGUACAGACUCGUAUACAGCGGGGAGGAGUUGGAGUACCAUCUUAAAGACCUAAGGCCAGCAACAGACUACCACGUACGAGUUUCUGCGAUGUACAACUCAUUCCGCGGCUCAUGUUCGGAGGCCGGGUCUUUCACCACACACUGCAGUUUCCCAGACGUGCCCCUUUCCCCCAAACUGUCCCAUCGCACAAAGAGCACGCUCACCCUACAGUGGAAGGCCCCGGGCGACAACGGAUCCAAAAUCACAAACUACCUUCUGGAGUGGGAUGAGGGAAAGAAGAACAGUGUUUUCAGAGAAUAUUACUUCGGGAGCCAGAGACACUGUAAACUGACGCGACUGUUCCCGGCCUGUGGCUACACAUUCAGAGUGGCUGCACACAACGAUAUCGGCACAAGUGGCUUCAGCACAGAGGUGGUGUACUACACCAUGGGCACGUUGCCGGCUCUACCCCUGGCUCCCAGACUGGUGCGGGCCGGAGUGUCCUGGGUCACCCUGGAGUGGGGCCGACCCGAGUGCAGCUCCAGUGAAGAACAGCUCAAAUACACUCUCGAAAUCCAAGAAGAUAACACCGGAAUGGACUUUCAUCCCAAGUACACUGGAGAUAACUUGACUUGUACUGUACAAGGUCUGAAGAGAAGUACGCAGUAUAAAUUCAGACUCAUAGCGUCAAACACAGAGGGGAAAAGCAGUCCCAGUGAAGUCCUAGUGUGCACCACAAACCCAGAUAAACCCGGCCCUCCAUCCACACCGUGUAUCACCGCGGCAACGCCUUAUGGCUUCACAGUCACAUGGGAUCCUCCGCAGGACAAUGGUGGUUCUGAAGCUCUUACAUACCUGCUAGAGAUUUCAGAAGGCUGUUCUGAAGCGAGUCCGUGGGAGGUGGUCUACAGCGGACCAGCCACAGAGUGCGUGUGUGAGCACCUAACCCCAGGAACAGUGUACCGCCUCCGGGUGUGCAGCAUCACCACCGGAGGGCACAGCCAGUGUGCUAUGAGUGUACCUGUCCGCACGUUAUGUGUCCCACCGGGCCCCUGUGUGCCGCCAAGGAUUGUGGGAAAAGCCAAGCACAAGGAAGUGCAGUUAGAAUGGGACUCCCCAACAACGGAGGGUGUGUGCGAGCAGUGUGUCUUCAGUUUGGAGAUGCGUGAAGGCGAUAGUGACCCAGCGGAGGUGUACAGCGGUGCCGAGCUGCAAUGCACUGUGGCCAGUUUGCUUCCAGGUGCAACAUACAACUUCCGAUUGCGAGCGGCCAACGAGGCUGGGUUUGGUUCUUUCUCGGAGGCAACAGAGGUGACGACUGCAGCGGGUCCUCCAGGCCAGUGUGGGGCGCCAGUUAUUACAAUGAGCAAUAACACCUGUGUAACGCUUAACUGGGAGAGUCCGGAGGGGUCGGGGAGCGACAUUUCGGAGUAUCGUCUGGAGUGGGCACGAGAAGACGAGCCCAUGGAGCUCAUCUAUUGUGGAUCUGCCACCCAGUGUGAGCUGUCGGACCUGACGCCAGCCACAGAGUACUGCUGCCGGCUACAGGCGGUGAACCACGCUGGUACAGGACCUUACAGUGACCAGGCCAGUAUCCGUACCCCAGCCACACAGCCGGACCCCGUGAGCACCCUGUCCCUUGUCGACCUGCCUAGCUGCCAUGAGACGGGGCACUUCCCCUCCACCUGCCUCUUUCUCAAGUGGGAGGAGCCACACUGCAACGGGGCAGAGAUUACAUCCUACGUGCUUACCGUGGACGACCAGACCAUCUGCGUGGAGUCAGGGACAAGUCACAUGGUCAGCGGCCUGCAGCCUGACACAGAGUACAGUGUGCUGAUCCAAGCGGUGAACGCCAUCGGCUCCAGCCCCUGCAGCGUUCCCCUACUGGUGCGGACACGGCCCCUCCCUCCGGCCCCGCCCCCUCUGGAGUGCUCCGCCGCGGGACCCCAGAGCCUGAAACUAAAGUGGGGCGAAAACAACAGCAACACGCACACACGUGCCCUGCUCUCGGACGACAUGGUGUACACACUACAGAUGGAGGACAAGAACCACAGUAACGAGUCGUACCAUGGAGAAGUCACGUAG
Knipowitschia caucasica is the source of this 3033-nucleotide messenger RNA. The record is from the annotation of a GenBank genome assembly. Lineage: Eukaryota; Metazoa; Chordata; Actinopteri; Gobiiformes; Gobiidae.